UAUUAACACGACAAUAAUUUUCAUAAUUUAGUGAAGUUUCAUCUUUGAUAGCAUUUGUAAAUUUUAUUCAGCUUUAACUUUGGCAAAAACACCGUUGAAAAAAUUUUAGCUGAAAAAUACAAACUAUAUGUAUUUUUAAAAAAAUGUAUUUAAAGAAAAACUAUUCUCUCUAAAUACACCAAAAUAUGUUUUUUAUCAAAAGAGCAUAAAAAUAAAAUAAAUCAAAAGAAAUUUUAUUACAAAAAUAAAAAUAGUGUCAGAUUUGCAGAUCAACUCGCUCCAACCCAAAUUUUGUGUAGAGGUAGGAAUUGUGCGGAGUCCACAUUUUGAUUGCUUUUUUUUUAUUGCUAUAUAUAUUGAUUUACUAUUAUUUUUUAAUUACAUUAUCAGUUAUCCUUUGAUUUUUAACUUAUUUUCCUUCAGUUUUCUACCUUUUUCUUUACGGACAUAAUUUUCAUGUCUUUUUCAUUAAAAUAGUUUAAUAUGUUAUCAAUUAAAAUAGUUAUGUAUUGAAAAAUGCCAAAAUGUAGUAAUUUUUUUUUACAGCCAAAAUGUAAUAUAUUUUUUUAAAAUAAUAGUUUUGAAAUUGCCUUUUCAAUAGAGAUGUAGCAAUAUUUACUGGACAGAAUGGGCUUCAAUCCCAACUCAAUUAUUGAAAUAGAGCUAGGUCAUAAUGGUGGUUGGUUUUGAAAAAAAUGGUCCCGUGGUUGGUAUAUAUAUAUGAGACGAGUUUCCGUACAAGAAAAAAGCGUAGGGGCAAUGGAAUCCUGGGGAAUUGAACUAAAACCUGGGAAACCUCGCUAUUUUCGUCUUCGUAAUCUAAAUAAUGAACAUCGUAUACUCCACAUCACGGCAACUCUAUGCGAGGGUGUGGGCAAAGAGAAGAGUGUGAUUCAGUACUCAGUCGGAGACAACAAGAGUCCAGUCGAUUUGUGUGCAUUGUCGCCAAACGAAAACGAAUCCUUCUCUUUGAGCCUUGAGCUUGGCUGUGAUGAUAACUCAGUCGAAUUCUCGGUGACUGGUGAUAGAUGCAUCGAUCUGACUGGUUAUUUACAGAUUGAUAAUCCGAAUAGGAGAAACUCGAUUAAGAUGCGCCAUGAAUCCAAUAUUCGUGGGAGCUUGAGAGACAGCCUCCCCUCACGUGAGGAGAUCUGCCGUCUAUGGUCUACCUUGUCAUUGGAAGAAUCUGAAGAAACAAUGGUUAACUACUUAACCAAUAAUGAUGUUUAGGAACAUCUUCUCUUGCGUUCUUAUGUUUGAAUUUUUUUUUUCUUUUUCAAAUUCAUAAUAAAAUUCUAUCUAUUUUUUUCACCA
Messenger RNA from Raphanus sativus (radish), 1314 nucleotides. RefSeq names its product peptidyl-prolyl cis-trans isomerase FKBP53-like. The record is from RefSeq and is a predicted model, not a curated record. Bases 721 to 1230 code for a protein of 169 amino acids. The transcript has 4 exons. NCBI's taxonomy places the organism in Eukaryota, Viridiplantae, Streptophyta, Magnoliopsida, Brassicales, Brassicaceae.